This is a messenger RNA of Tympanuchus pallidicinctus (lesser prairie-chicken), 1589 nucleotides long. RefSeq names its product cell division cycle-associated 7-like protein. The record is from RefSeq and is a predicted model, not a curated record. Gene Ontology annotation, cellular component: nucleus. Gene Ontology annotation, biological process: regulation of DNA-templated transcription. NCBI's taxonomy places the organism in Eukaryota, Metazoa, Chordata, Aves, Galliformes, Phasianidae. The transcript has 8 exons.
AGUCACUAUUUUGUGUAUGACGGUUUCUUAUAGCUGGCUGGUAUUUUUACAGGGCAUUCGAUACCAGUCCAGAUACCUUACUGAAGAGCUGAAGAAGAUUUUCACUGAAGACACUGAUUCUGAAACUGAUGCAUUUGAAGGCUUUGCUUCUAGUGGGGAGGAUGUGAAGAGGAAAGCAGUUCCAGUAAAGGCAGCGAUGGUGUCAGACUUGAGUGAUGAAGAACAUGGUAAUUUAUUGGGUACUGAAGGAGAAGAGGAGGAAGAGGCAAAGAAGAAAGUAUCUCUCAAAAGAAGAAGCGUUGGUCUUCGUGUUGCCUUGCAGUUUCCAACCAGGAAGUCUUCUGAGAAAAAAGUGCCUGAACAAGCUUUUCCUAAGCUACCAUUAAAGGACAGUAAACCCUCCACUGCUCUUUCAAAAGAAAGAAAUUGCAAGCGAUGGGACAAACUAGAGGGCUCUGCUUCAGAAUCUGAAGAAGACAUGAAAGAAACACAAGAAGAAAAUUCCAGUGCUCUCCUUAAAAGAGAUAUGAAUAUUAAAGAAAAUAAAGCCAUGCUUGCCCAGUUACUAGCAGAACUGAAUUCCAAUCCUGACCUUUUCCCAGUGCAGACACCUGCCUCAACUCCUUCGAAGAAAAUACCAAGGAGGACGUUUUCUGAAGGCCAGAUAACACGUCGCAUGAACCCAACCAGAAAUGCUCGUCCACCUGAGAAAUUUGCCUUGGAAAAAUUUACCACGUCGGCUGUCAGAUUUGCAGAACACUUGCAAAGCUAUAAACAAGAAAACCUCUUGAAGAGGAGCCUGAGUGGGAAUUGUGGCGUGCGCAAAAGGAGGGGAUCAUCAAAGUAUUCAUCUUAGUGUCCAGUGGAGGAUAUUACUGAGGAUGACUUGGACAACAUUGCAAUCACUGUUAAAGACAAAAUCUAUGACAAAGUUCUAGGCACUACUUGCCACCAGUGUCGACGAAAGACAAUUGAUACAAAGACCAUCUGUCACAACAAGGGCUGUGGAGGUGUGAGGGGGCAAUUUUGUGGACCGUGUCUUCGAAACAGAUAUGGGGAAGAUGUGAAAUCAGCACUGCUUGAUCCAGUCUGGAUCUGUCCUCCUUGUCGCAGUGUGUGUAACUGCAGUUACUGCCGCAAGCGUGAUGGUCGCUGUGCCACAGGGAUGCUCAUCCAUUUGGCCAAGUUCUACGGCUAUGACAACAUGAAAGAAUACCUGGAAAGUUUACAAAAACAACUGGUAGAAGGCAAUUGAGAGCACUGAACUCAAGCUGUGUCUGCAACUGUUUAAUAUGUUGACAAGUUUUGACUUCAAAAGUUUAUUACUGUGUUUUAUAUAAGAUGGAAUUUUAGAGUUUAGUGAAUACAUUUCAAUGUGUGAAAUUUUUUAAUUAAUGUGGUCUUAUGCGGUCUUAUCUCUCAGGAAAAUGUUUUGGUAGAGAAAUCUACAUGCACAGACCUACACAUUAAGUGGAAUGGCACUCUUCAACCUUAGAGUGGUUAAUUUCUAACAGGACUAGACAACUACAUGAUGGAGAACUUUGUUAAUUUGAGCAAUAUUUUUACUUACGCAAUUGUGUGAAGUUUCA